AGCAGAUUAUUAAAAUUAAGUUUAUCUUUAUACAAAAACAUUUCAAGAAUUGCAUACAUUCAGGAUGAGAAAAAAAAAUUGAAAGAAACGUCAACAUAAUGCUGAUUAAAUUUUUUUAAAUUAUAAAAAUUCGAAAAAUUUUACUGGCCAUUUUGUUUUUCUAAAGCUCAAUUACGGUAUGCCGUGGUAGAACAGACCAGCCACUAUUCUGCUUUUGCAAAAUUUAAAAAAUGCUUAUGGUUUUGCUAUACAAUAGUUUAAAAAGUAGCAUUAUUAGGGUUUUGCGAGACUACAACGUUUAUAGGCGGGAAGCUCUCAUAGGGAAAUGAGGCUUUCAUAGGAAGUCAAGGGAGAUAUUGGAGGGGAUAGGUAAAAAUCUUCUUCUUCUAGUAAAAAUUUAUGUACAUAUGAAAUUUCAGUUUUCUAUCCUAAAGGGUGUAGAAGUUUUGUAAACAUGAUAACGGAGGAACGGAAAGAGUGAAAUUAAUAAGCACUUUUUUUAAAAAUUUUUUGGAUAUUCAAAUAUUAUUAUAUUUGAGAAUUUUUUUCAAUGAGUUUUUCUCUUAAAAAUGUCUUGGUCAUUUAAUUUUAUAUCUUGGCCAGUAUGCGACAACUACAUACACUGUGAAUGUUUCUUUAUUUCUUUUUUAAAUUUACAGAUAUGAGAUAAUUCUUAAAAUAAUACAGAACAAAUAUUAAAUUAAAAUUUAGAAAAAGAGAAAAAGAGAGAGAGAAAAAAAGUUUUUUUACUACAAUAACACAAUCUCUCCGUCUCAAUUCUCAAAUUAUAAUUAAUCCGGUCAGGAGAAAUUUUGUUUUGCAAAAACAAAAAUCAAACAAAAACACAACAAAUCAGGUUUUUAAAUAUAAAUUCAUAAAUUAAGAUUUAGUACACUUCAACAUUCGAAAGAGUAAAGAGAAACAAUAAAUAAAAUUAUUAUAUUAAUUUAUUUAAUUAAAAUCAAUUGAAUUGACCAAAUGGCAUUUAAAAAUAAUACACUUACAAAAAUUCCACAUUGUGAAUGGGAACAAUUAAGAGAUUUAUAUAAAAUAGACUGGCUCAAACAUCAUAUUGUUUAUAAUUCAAUUCAAAAUUAUAUAAAAUGGUUUGAAAAAGAUUCCAAAAUUAAAAAUUUAGAAAUAUUUUCUUUAAAUGAUAAUUGGUCACAAGAUGGAACAUUUUUAAUUUUGGAUCGAUACCUUGUACUAGCAAAUACAUUAAACGAUAAUUUAAAUAACUUAAUAACGAUAUUAAAUCUAUUGGAUAAAUCAAGAUAUUAUUAUAUAUUUGGAAUAACUGAAAGAAUACUACCAGCAAUAGAACAAUUUUUUAAAAUCAAUAAUUGGAAAUUUAAUCCGGAAGAGAAUAGAACGGUUUGGCAUAUUUUGGAUAGGAAAUGUAUAGAGAAUUUUGAUAUUAAACCUCCAAAAGGAAUUAUUUUGAAAUCAUUAUCAGAAGAAAAUUCUGGUAUAAUAAAUGAACUUUGGCCUUAUAGUCAUCCGGGAUCUGAAAAUUUCAUAAAACGACAAAUCAAAUACAAUUAUAGUUUAGGAACUUUUAAUGAAAAUUCUGGAGAAUUAAUUGCUUGGUGUCUAAGACAAGGUUAUGGUUCUUUAAUGGUUAAAGCAAUGUCAAAAUUUUAUUAUAACAAUGAAGAAGAUGUUACAGCACCUGUUGUAGCAACUAAUACAGCAUCAAGAAAUAUGUUUCAAAAAUUAGGUUUUAAAGAAUUUGAAAAUAAAAUAAAAUUUUUUGCGAUGUCAUCAUCUUUAGAUCAACUUGUUGAAAUAGAACAAAAUGAUUGGCCUAUAUUACGAGACCUAUAUAAAAUUGAAUGGCCUAAACAUCAUAUUGCAUUUAACAUUAUUCAAAAUUAUAUUAAUUGGUUUCAAAAAGAUCCAAAUGUUAAGUAUAUUAAAGUUUAUUCUUUAAAUGGAGAUUGGAGUGACGGAACAUUUGUAAUUGUGGACAGGUAUAUUGUACCGUUUUGUACUCUUAACAAAAAUUUAAAUCGUCUUACAACAGCACUCAAUCUCUUAGAUAAAUCAAUACCAUAUUAUUUAUAUGGCUAUGUUGAGCGUGUUGCACCGGCUGCUAAGAAAUAUUACGAAAUAAAUAAUUGGAUCUAUGACAAGCAUGUUUGUAAUACAAUUUGGUACCGUAAAAAAAACAAUAAUAAAUUAGAGUUUGAAAUAAAAAUACCAGAUCAUUUAAUUCUAAAACCUUUACAAGAAAACGAUGCUAUAAUCGUUAAUAAUGUUUGGCCUCAUCGUCAUCCUGGUUCUUUGAAUGCCAUUAAACGACUUAUAAGAUAUAAUGAAAGUUUAGGAAUAUUCCGAAAAGAUAAUGAUGAAUUAAUAGCUUGGUGUCUUCGUUUAACUUUGGGCUCACCAGGAUCACUUCAAGUUAAAGAUGAAUAUAAACGUCAAGGUUUAGGUAUACUUCUAGCAAAAGCAAUGUCAAAUAUUUUAAUGAAUCUCGGAAUGGAAAUAGUAGCUCCUGUUGUUGAAGAAAAUGUUGCAUCAAAAAAAAUGUUUGAAAGCCUUGACUUACAAAAAGUUGAUAUGAUUUAUUGUAAUUGGACUGAGCCUCUUAAUCCAAAUAAUGUUUGGGAAGAUAAAGAUUGCGAAUAAUAUAUAAUUUGUGUAGAAAUAUACGUUACAACAAAUUCGUUAUAUAAUAUUUGUUUUUAUUUAAAAAACAACAAAGAAAUUUAAAAUUUUAAUUGGCUCCAAUUUUACAUUCAAAGAAUUUAGUAUAAUUCAUCUAUGAAAAAGCAUGUAAAAAAAUACUGUUUUUGUGUUAGUAAACAAUAUGUGGAACAAAUUCAUUCAUAAGUAAACAUUAAGUAGCACCUUUAUAUGGUUCAUGUAUAUAUUUCCAAAAUUAAUGCAAAUAAACAGUGUAUUUUAUAAAAUAAGUAUUAUAUUAAAAAGAGGGUCUAACGUUUUUCAAAUAGUCAUAGUAUAUAGAAAUCUAAAACUGGAAAACAAAAAUUGAAAUUCAAAAAUUGGCUAAACCAUUUCUUUUUAAUACCCUUCAUUUCGUGUAUAUAUGAGAAUCAUCUCGAAUACGUUAUCUUUAUCAUCUUCUCAACCAUGAACUUCAACUUACCUAAUAUUUUUAUAAAAUAUUUGAUGUUAAUAAAAUAACAAAAAAUAAUUGCAUUUUUAUAACCCGUCUACUAAUUUCUUUCUUCAA
Condylostylus longicornis is the source of this 3202-nucleotide messenger RNA. RefSeq lists its product as uncharacterized. The coding region runs from base 979 to 2634 and encodes 551 amino acids. The transcript has 8 exons. The record is from RefSeq and is a predicted model, not a curated record. Gene Ontology annotation, molecular function: acyltransferase activity, transferring groups other than amino-acyl groups. NCBI's taxonomy places the organism in Eukaryota, Metazoa, Arthropoda, Insecta, Diptera, Dolichopodidae.